AUGUAUCUAUACGUACUGCUUUAUAGCAUCUUCGCAGUCGCAACAGCAAACAGCAGCAGCAGCAGCAGCAGCAGCCCGCUGUCCUCUGCCUCCUCGGCCGCCACAACCCUGCAAACCUGGUACAAUGCCGAGACAGGCCUCUGGGAUACCUGCGGCUGGUGGAACGGCGCCAACUGCAUGACGGCGCUCGCGGAUCUGGCGAUGCUCGUCGACGAGUCGGAUCCCCUGCGCCAGACGGCCGAGGAGGUCUUCAACACCACCUUUGUCGUGGCGCCCAGCGUCAACCCGGACCCAGGCCUCGAAAAAGUCACCGUCAACGGCCGUCCCGAGACGCGGUACCCGGCUGCCUGGCCCUUGCGAACGCAUGAUAUACAAGAAUCAGGGACGGUCAACGCCUCGGCCUGGCUUGACGGCGCGUACGACGAUGACGGCUGGUGGGCGCUCGCCUGGAUCGCGGCGUACGAUCUCACGGGCGUCCAGGACUAUCUCGAGCUGGCCAUUGGGAUUUUUGACGAGAUGACAACCGUUUGGCCGACAAACUGCGGUGAUGGAGGCAUCUACUGGGACCAUACGCGCUCGUACGUCAAUGCCAUCUCCAACGAGCUGUUCUUCUCUGUCGCGGCGCAUCUGGCCAACCGUGCAUCCAACCCUGCGGAUUAUCUCGACUGGGCACAGCGGGAAUGGGCCUGGUUCCAGGCCAGCGGGAUGAUCAACGCCCAGGGCACCAUCAACGACGGCUUGACGGCUGACUGCAAAAACAACCAGCAGACAGUAUGGUCGUAUAAUCAAGGAGUCGUGCUGGGCGGCCUGGUGGAAUUGAACCGGGCGGCGCCUAAUGCCUCGUACAUUGAGGCCGCGACCCGAAUCGCCAAAGCAGCCAUCACCGCGCUGGCGGACAGCAACAAGGUGAUCCAUGAGUCGUGCGAGCCAAACAACUGCGACGCGAAUCAGACACAGUUCAAGGGCAUCUUCCUGCGAAACCUGCAGAUGCUGCAGGCCGUAGCGCCAGACGACCAGUUCGCAGCGGUGAUUCGAGCCUGCGCCGAUAGCAUCUGGGCGAACGACCGCAACGAUGCAAACCAGCUCGGAGUCGACUGGGCAGGGCCCGUCACAAAAGUGGAUGCCUCGACGCAGAGCUCGGCGCUGGACGCCCUCGUAGCCGCGGUAGCCAUAGCAUAG
Messenger RNA from Penicilliopsis zonata CBS 506.65, 1179 nucleotides. RefSeq lists its product as hypothetical. The coding region runs from base 1 to 1179 and encodes 392 amino acids. Gene Ontology annotation, biological process: carbohydrate catabolic process. The record is from RefSeq and is a predicted model, not a curated record. The transcript is spliced from 3 exons. NCBI's taxonomy places the organism in Eukaryota, Fungi, Ascomycota, Eurotiomycetes, Eurotiales, Aspergillaceae. Gene Ontology annotation, molecular function: mannan endo-1,6-alpha-mannosidase activity.